This is a messenger RNA of Mesitornis unicolor (brown roatelo), 1685 nucleotides long. RefSeq names its product oxysterol-binding protein 1-like. Gene Ontology annotation, cellular component: intracellular membrane-bounded organelle; cytosol; membrane. Gene Ontology annotation, molecular function: sterol binding. NCBI's taxonomy places the organism in Eukaryota, Metazoa, Chordata, Aves, Mesitornithiformes, Mesitornithidae. The record is from RefSeq and is a predicted model, not a curated record.
AAGGCAGAGAUGCGGCACACUUGCCGUGGCACCAUCAACCUGGCCACAGCCAACAUCACCGUGGAGGACUCCUGCAACUUCAUCAUCUCCAACGGCGGGGCGCAGACCUACCACCUGAACGCCAGCUCGGAGGUGGAGCGGCAACGCUGGGUCACCGCCCUGGAGCUGGCCAAGGCCAAAGCUGUCAAGAUGUUGGAGGAAUCAGAUGACUCUGGCGACGAGUCGGUGUCGCAGACGGACAAGACGGAGCUGCAGAGCACGCUGCGCACCCUGUCCAGCAAGGUGGAGGACCUGAGCACCUGCAACGACCUGAUCGCCAAGCACGGCACGGCCCUGCAGCGAUCCCUCAGCGAGCUGGAGACCCUCCGGUUGCCCGCCGAGAGCACCGAGAAGAUCAAGCAAGUGAACGAACGCGCCACCCUCUUCCGCAUCACCUCCAACGCCAUGAUCAACGCCUGCCGGGAUUUUCUGAUGCUGGCGCAGACCCACAGCAAGAAGUGGCAGAAAUCGCUGCAGCACGAGCGGGACCAGCGCAUCCGACUGGAGGAGACGCUGGAGCAGCUGGCCAAGCAGCACAACCACCUGGAGAGAGCUUUCCGCGGUGCCACCGUCCUCUCCGCCAGCGCGCCCGGCACCAGCGGCUCUGCCAAAGAUCCGUGCUGCCCCGCAAAAGGAGACCUGAGCGAUGAGGACGAUGACAACGAGUUCUUCGACGCCCCAGAGAUCAUCACCGUACCAGAGAGCAUGGGUCACAAGCGCACCGGCAGCAACAUUAAAAAAAGUGACAUCGGCCUGGACGAGCAGUACAAGCAUCAGGUAGAGGACACCAAGAAGGAGAAGAGAACCCGCAUCCCCUACAAACCCAACUACAGCCUCAACCUCUGGAGCAUCAUGAAAAACUGCAUCGGGAAGGAGCUGUCCAAGAUCCCCAUGCCGGUCAACUUCAACGAGCCCCUGUCCAUGCUGCAGCGCUUGACAGAAGACCUGGAGUACCACGAGCUCCUCGACCGCGCGGCCAAAUGCGAGAGUUCCCUGGAGCAGCUGUGCUACGUGGCUGCCUUCACCGUCUCCUCCUACUCCACCACCGUUUUCCGCACCAGCAAACCCUUCAACCCCCUCCUGGGGGAGACCUUCGAGCUGGAUCGGCUGGAGGAGAACGGGUACCGCUCCCUCUGCGAGCAGGUGAGCCACCACCCCCCGGCUGCCGCCCCCCACGCCGACUCCAAACACGGCUGGACGCUUCGGCAGGAAAUCAAAAUCACCAGCAAAUUUCGGGGCAAAUACCUCUCCAUCAUGCCUCUGGGUACCAUCCACUGCGUCUUCAACUCUUCGGGCAACCACUACACAUGGAAAAAGGUCACAAACACCGUGCACAACAUCAUCGUGGGCAAGCUCUGGAUAGACCAGUCGGGUGAAAUCGAGAUCGUCAAUCACAAGACGGGUGACAAGUGCAACCUCAAGUUCGUCCCUUACAGCUACUUCUCACGGGACGUGGCGAGGAAGGUCACCGGGGAGGUGAUGGACCCCACGGGGAAGGUGCAUUUUGUCUUGCUGGGCACCUGGGAUGAGAAGAUGGAUUGCUACAAGGUGACGCUGGGCAGUGGGGACAACGGAGCGGAGGGUCGGCAGAGAGCCCACGAGGCCGAGGACAGCCGGGUGCUGCUGUGGAAGAGGAACCCACUCCC